This is a messenger RNA of Juglans microcarpa x Juglans regia, 2574 nucleotides long. RefSeq names its product conserved oligomeric Golgi complex subunit 4. The record is from RefSeq and is a predicted model, not a curated record. The transcript is spliced from 2 exons. NCBI's taxonomy places the organism in Eukaryota, Viridiplantae, Streptophyta, Magnoliopsida, Fagales, Juglandaceae. Bases 118 to 2358 code for a protein of 746 amino acids.
CCAGUCCGUUCUAAAACCGGUGAAAUUCACACUAGAGCAUAGCCGCUCCCAACAUAACAGCCACAGCCGUCAUUUGUAUUUGGGAUUUGGAUUGAAGUUGGAAAAGAUCAGGCGACAAUGGGGUCGAUCGCGGCCGAAGAAGAAAAUGGAGGCAUCCCUACCUCCUCCACUACGUCCAUCAAUUUCGGCACGCCGGAGGCCAUGAACCAGAUUCGGACCCUAACCGACGUCGGGGCAAUGACCCGCCUGCUCCACGAGUGCAUUGCCUACCAGAGGGCCCUCGACCUCGACCUCGACAACCUCCUCUCCCAGCGCUCUGAUCUCGACAAGCAGUUCCACCACCUCCAGAAGUCCGCUGAGGUCCUAGACAUCGUCUCCGCCGACUCCCAGCACAUGCUCUCCAACGUUUCCUCCACCUGCGACCUCGCUGACCACGUCAGCCGCAAGGUCCGCGAGCUCGACCUCGCCCAGUCCCGCGUCAACUCCACCCUCCACCGCAUCGACGCCGUCGUCCAGCGCUCCAACUGCAUCGACGGCGUCAGGAAGGCCCUCGAUACCGAAGACUUCGAGCUCGCCGCCAACUACGUCCAGACCUUUCUCCAGAUCGACGCCAAGUACAAGGACUCAGGAUCCGAUCAGAGGGACCAGAUGUUAGCCUCCAAGCACCAGCUCGAAGCAAUCGUGCGCAAGAAGCUCUCCGCGGCCGUUGAUCAACGCGACCACCCGACGAUCUUACGGUUCAUUCGGAUCUAUUCGCCACUUGGAUUGGAGGAUGAGGGAUUACAGGUAUACGUUGGUUACCUAAAGAAGGUGAUAGGAAUGAGAGCGAGGCUGGAGUUCGAGCACAUGGUGGAGUUAAUGGAACAGAGUAGCAAGAACCCUAACCAGACGAGCCAGGUGAAUUUCAUCUCCUGCUUAACGAAUCUGUUUAAGGACGUGGUCCUGGCAAUCGAAGAAAACGACGAGAUUCUGAGAGGUCUCUGCGGCGACGACGGGAUCGUUUACGCGAUUUGCGAGCUCCAGGAGGAGUGCGAUUCUCGAGGUUCAUUGAUCUUGAAGAAAUACAUGGAGUUCAGGAAGUUGGCCCGAUUGUCCUCGGAGAUCAAUGCACAAAACAAGAAUUUGCUUGCUGUGGGAGGAGGAUCCGAGGGUCCGGACCCGAGGGAGAUCGAAUUGUACUUGGAAGAGAUACUAUCAUUAAUGCAAUUGGGGGAGGAUUACACCGAAUUUAUGGUAUCGAAGAUCAAGGGCUUGAGUUCCGUCGAUCCGGAGGUGCUUCCGCGGGCCACUAAGGCCUUUAGGAGUGGAAGUCUUAGCAAGGUUCUUCAAGAUCUUACCGGAUUCUAUGUAAUUCUAGAGGGUUUCUUUAUGGUGGAGAAUGUGAGGAAGGCGAUCAAGAUCGAUGAGCAGGUGCCGGACAGCUUGACCACUUCCAUGGUCGAUGACGUCUUCUAUGUUCUACAGAGUUGCCUGAGGAGGGCCAUAUCCACAUCCAAUAUCAGCUCGGUCAUUGCGAUGUUGAGUGGUGCGAGUAGUUUGUUGAGCAAUGAGUAUCAUGAAGCUCUGCAACAAAAGGCGAGAGAGCCCAACCUCGGUGCUAAGCUGUUCUUGGGAGGUGUCGGCGUGCAGAAGACCGGGACAGAGAUUGCAACUGCCUUGAAUAACAUGGAUGUUAGCAGUGAGUAUGUCCUUAAGCUCAAACACGAGAUUGAGGAGCAAUGUGCUGAGGUAUUCCCAGCACCAGGCGAUAGGGAAAGAGUGAAAUCUUGUUUGUCUGAAUUGAGUGAUAUGAGCAACAUCUUCAAGCAAGCUCUGAAUGCUGGCAUGGAACAGCUUGUGGCAACCGUGACACCCAGAAUCCGUCCACUGUUAGAUAGUGUAGCAACCAUCAGCUACGAGCUGUCAGAGGUUGAAUAUGCUGAUAAUGAGAUGAAUGAUCCAUGGGUCCAGAAACUUCUUCAUGCUGUCGAGACAAACGUGGCAUGGCUUCAGCCACUAAUGACAGCCAACAACUAUGACUCGUUUGUUCAUUUAGUCAUUGACUUCAUUGUUAAGAGGCUCGAAGUGAUCAUGAUGCAGAAAAGGUUCAGUCAGCUCGGAGGCCUUCAGCUUGACAGAGAUGCAAGGGCAUUGGUAAGCCAUUUCUCUGGCAUGACUCAGAGGACUGUUAGGGAUAAGUUUGCCCGUCUUACUCAAAUGGCAACAAUCCUCAACUUGGAGAAGGUGUCUGAGAUUCUAGAUUUCUGGGGCGAGAACUCAGGACCUAUGACCUGGAGGUUAACACCAGCCGAGGUUAGGCGAGUGUUGGGUCUCAGGGUUGAUUUUAAACCCGAAGCAAUUGCUGCUCUCAAGUUGUAAUUCCCAUCUGUCUAGUCUCCCUCUUUAUCUUCACAUUCUUUUAUUCCUAUUGUUAUAUUAUUUUUUCAUAAGCUUUUGUUCGGCAGGGUGAGAUACUUUUCAAUAUUCCCUUGAUGCAUUGCCUUCAGUUCGUUUGAACCUACCAUAUUUUAACCUCAAGUGUACAAGCAUACUUAGAUUUUACAACAACUAUGAAAAUUUUACCUUACAAUUGUA